GGUCAAACCACAUCAGACCUCAGGUGAGAGCUGCCGAAAAAUCCACCUCGAAGACGUUUGAGCAGAGAUGGCAUCGGCGCCCCCUCUUUUGUCGGAGGAGCAGCUGAUGUGCCCCAUCUGUCUGGGGGUGUUCGUGCGGCCGGUGUCCACUCCCUGUGGACAUAACUUCUGCAUGACGUGUCUGUCGUCGUACUGGGACCAGAGCCCGGUGACUGUGUGCCCGGUGUGUAAGGAGAGCUACAGCCAGCGCCCACAACUCAGAGUCAACACCUUCAUCUCAGGACUGUCCCAGAGCUUCAUGAACAAGCCCCUCACUGCGGAAGAGACAAAGUCCAGGGGGCUCAGAGCAGAAGUGGGAGGAACUGACGCCAAAAUCUCCUCCAUGAUCCAGGAGAGGGUCCAGAAAGUCCAGUCGAUCAGGCAAGCUCUAGCCCAACGACAAACCCAAACCGGGUAUUUGACCAAAACCAUCCAAGAUUUAACUCCGCUGGUGAAAAAGAUGGAGGAGAAGCAACAGCAGAUGGACUUUGAGGUGGCGGUAGUAGUUGGAGAAAUUGAGAAAGAGAUUAAAGAUCUUACGGAAACUCAAAUGAAACUACGGGAUGUGAAUUUGAACGAAGAUGCGCAGUUUUUGCAAAGGUACACGCACAAUUUCGCUCAAAAACCACCAGAAGUCAACUUGUAUUCUGAGAUAGAGAUGCAGCAGCUAAGAACAGCUCUAGGCACUACUCUGUCCAAGCUGCAAGUUUAUCUAGACAACAUGGGAGGAGGGUUUAUGUCCGAUAUCUCUGCUUUAAAAUACGCCCAGCAGUUCGCGAUGGAUGUAACGCUAGAUCCGAAAACCGCUCACCACCGCCUCAUCCUCUCUCGAGAUUUGAAACAAGUGAAAUUCAACCCUGACGCAAACGCUAAACCAAGCCCAGUGAGCAAUCCGGCGAAGUUUACAAAACAUUUAGCCGUGUUGGGAGGGCGUGGAAUCCAGUCUGGCAAGUUUUAUUUCGAAGUUCUGGUUGGUACAAAAACAGAGUGGAUCGUAGGCGUGGCGUUGGCGUCAUUGGAACGAAAAGGAAAGAUCCCGCACGCUCCAGGCUGCGGAGUUUACGCCGUGUGUUUUCGAAUGAGCUACUUCGAGACGUUUUCCCAACCCAAUGUUCCAAUUCACCAAGGUAAAAUAGAGAAAGUUGGGGUUUUCGUGGACUAUGACGGGAGGGAAGUUUCGUUUUAUGACGUAAACGGGGCCAAAUUGAUCUACACGUUUGAAGAUUGUGCGUUUUCUGCAAAGGUACAUCCCUAUUUUAAUCCCUGUAACAAUGAAUUUGGAAAUAACCUCGGGCCAUUGGUGAUCGUUCCUGUCAAUCUGUGAAAAAAAAAUAUAUAUAUGAUGUAUUAAGAAAAUGUUUGUAUGUUUUUAUUUGUGUAAUAUACAUUCAUAUUUUGUAAUUUGUCCAUUGUGUAACGAAUAAAGGUUCACUUAUCUUCCCAUGAGCUAAAACAAUAAAG
Molecule: messenger RNA, 1500 nt
Organism: Boleophthalmus pectinirostris (great blue-spotted mudskipper)
Lineage: Eukaryota; Metazoa; Chordata; Actinopteri; Gobiiformes; Gobiidae
Product: E3 ubiquitin-protein ligase TRIM39-like
Exons: 3
Coding region: 68-1363 (431 amino acids)
Molecular function (GO): metal ion binding; protein binding
Source: RefSeq, a predicted model, not a curated record